Portunus trituberculatus (swimming crab) is the source of this 2675-nucleotide messenger RNA. RefSeq names its product WW domain-containing oxidoreductase-like (gene Wwox). NCBI's taxonomy places the organism in Eukaryota, Metazoa, Arthropoda, Malacostraca, Decapoda, Portunidae. The transcript is spliced from 9 exons. The coding region runs from base 187 to 1443 and encodes 418 amino acids. The record is from RefSeq and is a predicted model, not a curated record. Gene Ontology annotation, molecular function: protein binding.
ACACACACAAUUAAGAUCAGGAUCAAGAUGUAAACAAACGCCUCCACCACCACCUGUCAACUUCCCUGUGGGGCUGAUAGGAUCUGUGGGAUCGUCGAAGCCCAAAAACAACAACAACAACAACAACAACUUCCUCGAGUGAGAAAGUGAGCAGUCCGAGGAGCAGGAAGGGAAGGGCAACUAAAGAUGGACAUUCCAGAGACAGAUAGCGAGGAUGAAAUGGCGCCAGGCUGGGAGGAGAGAUGCACAGCUGACGGUUUUGUAUUCUAUGCCCACCACGCCACACAGUCAACACAAUGGCAACACCCACGGACAAACAAGAAGAAGAAGGUCACUGGAGAGCUGCCAUUUGGGUGGGAACGGCAAAUAACAGAGUCCGGGAAAGUGUUUUUCGUGGACCACAUAAACCACAAGACGACUUACACCGAUCCCCGCCUUGCCUUUGCCGAGGAAGAGACGAGAACUUUGGCCGAUCUUAGACAGCGAUUUGACGGGACCACCACCGGCAUUCAGGUUCUGCACGGCCGCGACCUGACGGGGAAGGUCGCGCUGGUCACUGGAGGGAAUGCUGGGAUUGGGUACGAGACGGUGCGCUCCCUGGCCUACCACGGGUGCACGGUGGUGGUGGCCUGCCGGGAGGUGGCCAAGGGGGAGGCAGCAGUGGCCAAGAUACACAGACAGAGGCCACAUGCUGCACUCCAUGUUCUUGCUCUUGAUCUCUCCAGCCUAGCCAGCGUCAAGACCUGUGCUCAGUCGUUUGCCCUGCGCUUUGGCCGUUGCGACAUACUGAUCUUAAACGCUGGAGUAUUCGGUCUUCCCCACACACACACUGAGGACGGAUUUGAGACAAUGUUUCAAGUCAAUCACCUGUCUCACUUCUACUUGUGCCUUCUUCUGCAGCCUCUACUGGCCAAGAGCAAACCAGCAAGGGUCAUCUUUGUGUCCUGCGAAGCUCAUAGGUUUGCCAGCCUGGACGUGGACAGCCUGCGGGAGGAGGUGCUGUCCCCCUCCCCCCGCUCCCCUUUCUCCUCCAUCGCCUCGUACUGCAACACCAAGCUGUGCAACGUCCUCUGUGCCCUCGAGAUGCAGCGCCGAUUUGGGGCCCAGGGCAUCAACACCUACGCUGUCCACCCAGGGAACGCCGUGCCCAGUGGCUUAUCGCGACACUGGUGGCCGUACAGACUGCUCUUCACCCUGGUGCAGCCAUUCACCAAGACGCUGCAACAGGCAUGUGCGAGCAGUGUGUUCUGUGCAGCGAGCAAUGACCUGGCGCGUUACGGUGGGGUGUACGUCAACAACUGUGUCCCCUGCAUGCCCUCCGCCCCCUCCAUGGACACAAUCCUCGGCCUCAGACUGUGGGUCACCUCACUGAAGAUGAUUGAGGGAGUGUUGGGUCAGCGCGCCUUCAGUGUGUGUCUUGGGGGGGAGGUUAGGUUAGGUUAGGUUAAGUAUUGUCAGGUUAGCUUGGGUUAGGUUAGGUGAGGUUAGGUCUUGAAUCAGUUUGCCUGUGAGGGGGGGUGGGGAGCUGGCCUUAUUUAUUUCUAGUAGUCUCUUGUGUUAUUAUUAUUUCUGUUUGAUGUGUUCUGUCACGGCAAAUGUGUGUUUACAAGGCUGUUUUUGUUGCCAGUACUGUAGAAAUAGUGUUAGUCUGUUGCUAGAACCUUAAAAGCACCCUUCAAAACCUUUAUAACUUCAAUUGGAGCCUUGUAAAGAGUGUUUCUCAUAUUAAUGAUGCAGAAAUUAUGUUAAUCUGUCACUAGAACCCUUCAAAGCCUUUAUAACUUCAAUUAGAGGCUUUCAAAGAGUGUAAAUCAUAUUAAUCUGUCACUAGAACCUUAAAAAACCCUUAAAAAUCUUUGUCAUUUCAACUAGUUCCUUUUAAAGAGUGUUUCUCAUAUUAAUGAUGCAGAAAUAGUGUUAAUCUGUCACUAGAACCUUGAUAACACCCUUAAAAACCUUUAUAACUUCAAUUGGAGCCUUUGAAAGAGUGUUUCUCAUGUUAAUCUGUCAGUAGAACCUUAAAACUCUCUGUCACUUCAACUAGAGUCUUUCUAAAUGUGAAUAAUGUAAGUAUCAUGUUAAUCUGUCACUGUAACUUUAAAAACACCUUUAAAAUCCUGUGUCACUUCGAUUAGAGCCUUUUAAAGACUUUCUUAUGUAUGUAUCAUGUUAAUUUGUCACUAGAUCCUUAAAAACACCCUUAAAAAUCUGUGUCACUUCAACUACAUCCUUUCAAAGAGUGUUUUCAAUGCUAAUAUUGCUUAAAUGGUGUUAAUCUGUCACUAGAACCUUAAAAAAACACCCUUAAAACUGUCACUUCAAGUAGAGCCUUUUAAAGAGUGUUUCUCAUAUUAAUACUGCAGAAAUGGUGUUAAUAUGUCACUAGAACCACAAAACAUCCUUAAAACCCUUUCACUUCAACUGGAGCCUUUUGAAGAGUGUUUUUACUGAUAAUAAUAUGUAAAUCAUGUAAGUCUGUCAGUACAAUCGUGAACCAACAUGUGUGGAGAUUUUAUUUUAUUUUAUUUUUUAUUUUAUUGUCGUUUUAAAGUUAAUAAAACUAUUUAUUUUGUGUAUAUUCACUCAGUCAGUCAUUCACUCCAUAUUAAGUAAUUUUCAAUGUCAGCGUGAAUUUAAACCUUAUAGCCAAAGAAAAUAAAGAUGAUAAUACAAUA